AUGGGCGACACAGUUCGAACUGACGUUCUUAUAGUCGGGGCCGGUCCGGCAGGAUUAAUGGCUGCCGCCUGGAUGGCUCAGAUGGGUGUGAAAGCGAUGAUAAUUGACAAAAGGUCGCAUCAGACGCGAUGCGGCCGGGCCGACGGGCUGGAAAGCCGAACAUUGGAAAUCCUAGACAGCUUUGGCCUUGCAGACAAAGUCUGGGCAGAAGCAAACCAUACGGUAGAAAUCUCCUUAUGGGGUGGCACAGUCGACGGAAACCUCCAAAGACAAAGCGUUACUGCGAAUUCAGAGCCCGGAUGGUCACGAUUCCAUGAAUCCACGCUCAGCCAAGCAAAAGUGGAAGAAUACCUCAUGGAAUAUGUCCGGGCCCGUGGCAACGUUGACAUCAGACGAGAGACGACUCCGACCGGUUUAGAUAUCGAUUACGAUAAAAUCGAGGACCACAGCAAGUUCCCAAUUCGCAUAAAUCUGAAGAGCGCGGCUCCUAUAUCGAAGCCCCAUUCCAAUGGCAUGGAUACCCCGAGUAGUGUUACAAGCAGCGAGCCACAUUCGGAUGAUUCCGGAUAUGCAGGGAUGGACACCGUGGUAGAAGCCAAAUAUAUCGUGGGAUGCGACGGAGCGCGUAGCUGGCUCAGGAAACAGCUCAGGCUCAGACUCGACGGAGGAAGCUCAAGUGACUCUUGGGGGGUUUUGGAUAUUAUCCCCCUCACGAACUUCCCCGAUAUACGGAAACGGUCCAUUGUAAAGACAAAACACGGAACUCUUAUGGUGAUCCCGCGGGAGCAAAAGCUUGUCCGUAUCUACGUUGAGCUCCAUCCAGACGUGGCCACGCGAUACAGGGAGGAACAAAACAGCGAGGUCCUCAUGGACCAGGUCGAGAAGGUUAUGCAGCCAUAUACGAUGAAGACGAAACAUAUCGAGUGGUCCACCAUAUACACUGUAGGCCAGCGGAUCUGCCGAAAAAUUGGCCUGCAUAACCGCAUCUUUCUUGCCGGUGAUGCGAUCCACACACAUUCCCCCAAGGCAGGCCAAGGAAUGAACGUAAGCAUGCAGGAUACGUUCAACCUCGGCUGGAAACUCGCCUCAGUUGUCCAAGGCACCUUGCACCCUCAAAUCCUCGAGACAUACCAACAAGAGAGGCUACCUGUGGCCGAAAAAUUGAUCGCACUUGACCAGCGGAUCUGCCGUGGAAUGUGCAGCCGCAGGGAUGUGGGUGGCGAAGCAAACCACGGUCGCUUCGACGAGGACCACAAGCGAGCACUGAAGGAAGAGAACUCAUCAGCCUCAGGCCUGGCCGUUAUCUACCAGCCGAAUCUGCUCGUGACACCCACCACCCCUUGCAUGACAGGGGCCGGGCUGCUAAAUGAUGGAGUGGUGCCCGGCCGCAGCAAGCCACCUCUGGCGACAAACCUCCGGGUCGGGGCGCGGAUUCCAAGCUUGCUGAUCCUUAACCAGAGUGACGCACAACCACGCCAUUUGCAGCAGCUUUUGUCCAGCACGGGAAAGUGGAACCUGAUUAUUUUCGGGGCCGAUAUUGCGGAUCCGCGGCAAAUGCGACGCCUCGGCCACCUGGAAGAAGCCCUUGGUUCCCCCAAGUCCGUCACCCAGAGGCUAAGCAAUCGAGCAAGCGCGACGAGACCUGGAUUUGCAUCCGUCGAAAUGUAUUUGAUCCACUGUGCAGACAGACUCGGCAUCGAGCUUCACGAUCUGCCGACGAUCUUCCGGCCUUGGACGGAGGACCACGGGGUAGAUUACAACAGGGUAUGGGUGGACGAAAAAGCGUACCACCACGCCGGGGGAGGGAAAUUGUAUAAAUCCUUUGGUAUCGGACCGGAGGGCUGCAUGGUGUUAUUGCGACCGGAUCAGCAUCUGGCAUUCCUAUCAGAGUUGGAUGAUAUUAAGGGGCUGGAAUGCUUUUUGAUGUCUGUCAUGACGGAGGAAUGUCGUAAGCCAGUAAUCUGCUAA
Molecule: messenger RNA, 1968 nt
Organism: Penicillium verrucosum
Lineage: Eukaryota; Fungi; Ascomycota; Eurotiomycetes; Eurotiales; Aspergillaceae
Product: putative FAD monooxygenase
Exons: 5
Coding region: 1-1968 (655 amino acids)
Molecular function (GO): FAD binding
Source: RefSeq, a predicted model, not a curated record